Molecule: messenger RNA, 953 nt
Organism: Arabidopsis arenosa
Lineage: Eukaryota; Viridiplantae; Streptophyta; Magnoliopsida; Brassicales; Brassicaceae
Source: the annotation of a GenBank genome assembly
UUCGUAUCAUCUCCUCACAAUCUCACCAAUUCCAAAUCCUAAACCUUUGUCUACUCUCUUCUUCUCUGCAGAUGAUUCAAAUGGACGGUGGAGAUAGGCUGAGAGUGACUUUGUUUGAUCGAAUGUCAACGGUGGAGAAUGGCAGGAGCUCGGUGACUUUAGAAGAUAUUCUGAUGGCUGAAACGAGCGGUUUCCGAUCUCUUACUGUGCCGCCUUCUCCGGCGAGGAAUCACUCGAAUAGUAGUUUACUUGACGUGAUGAGAAGAGAGCGUCGCCGUGAUAAAACAGCUUGGAAAUCUCUCCGGGAUAAGCUCCGCCUUAAACGCGCCGCUACUGGAUGGAUCUCGGCUAAUCCUAUCCCUAAUUUGGAUAAUCAUAUCCUUACUCCGGUUAAUGACAGCCACCGAUUUAACCGCCUUGGAUUCCUCCUCUCUAAUUCGGAGACAAACCGGAGUAAUGGUGAUGUUAGGGAUGGCGGAGAGGAAGCGGCGGAGCGAGAAGGAAGGCUCCGGCUAGACACGGUGUUGGCGGCGGAUAGAGAGGAAAUGCAGCCGCCAAGGAUGUCUCUUAUGGAGUUGUUGGAGGAUAAUGAUGGACAAAUGUAUGAACUCAGCGCGCGAGAAGAGGUGGAAGUGGAGGGAAGAGAUUGCUGCGACGGUGGAGGAGAGGUGGUGGCAGUGACGGGGGCGGCGGAGUUGGGUUGUUGUGUGUGUAUGAUAAGGAGUAAAGGUGCGGCUUUUAUACCUUGUGGACAUACAUUUUGCCGAUUGUGUUCAAGAGAGCUUUGGGUACAAAGAGGAAACUGUCCUCUAUGUAACACUGCCAUUUUACAAGUUCUUGAUAUUUUCUAGCUUAGCUUCUUUUGCAUUAUUGUAUUAUUUAGGUGUGUCUAUUGUUUUCUUUACUUGUUUGUUUGUGAAGUGAAUCUCAAACAAUGAACCUUCACAACAAUG